AUGACUCAGAAAAACAUGUACAUCGAAACCCCAGAAGCUUUUAUCGAUGGUGGCAAAAACUUUGACGAUGAUGGACGAGUCAAAAGAACAGGUACAUGGGUGACUGCAAGUGCACACAUCAUAACAGCAGUGAUAGGUUCAGGAGUUUUAUCACUUGCAUGGGCAAUAGCUCAAAUGGGUUGGGCUGCUGGUCCAGCAGUUCUACUAGCUUUUUCUUUAAUCACUUAUUUCACUUCCACUCUUUUAGCUGAUUCCUAUCGUUCCCCUGAUCCUGUUCACGGCAAACGAAACUACACUUACUCAGAAGUUGUAAGAUCUGUCUUAGGAGGAAGGAAAUUCCAGCUAUGUGGAUUAGCUCAAUAUAUAAAUCUCAUCGGUGUAACUAUAGGUUACACAAUAACUGCUUCAAUUAGUAUGGUGGCUGUGAAGAGGUCAAAUUGUUAUCAUAAACAUGGACAUGAAGCAAAGUGUUAUACAUCAAAUAUUCCUUUCAUGAUUAUAUUUGCUUGCAUUCAAAUAGUGCUAAGUCAAAUACCAAAUUUCCAUAAACUUUCAUGGCUCUCCAUUGUUGCAGCUGUUAUGUCUUUUGCUUAUUCCGCAAUUGGGUUAGGUCUCUCUGUAGCUAAAGUAAUAGGUGGGGGGCCUGGUGUGAGAACAUCAUUGACAGGGGUGCAAGUUGGGGUGGAUGUUACAGGAAGUGAGAAAGUUUGGAGGAUGUUUCAAGCUAUUGGUGAUAUUGCGUUUGCUUAUACUUAUUCUAAUGUGCUCAUUGAGAUACAGGAUACCUUGAAAUCAAGCCCUCCGGAGAACCAAGUCAUGAAAAGAGCAAGUAUGAUUGGCAUCUUGACUACAACAAUGUUUUAUAUGUUAUGUGGUUGUUUAGGAUAUGCAGCGUUUGGAAACGAUGCACCAGGAAAUUUCCUCACAGGGUUCGGCUUUUACGAGCCGUUUUGGCUAAUAGACUUUGCCAACGUCUGCAUAGCAGUACACUUGAUUGGAGCUUAUCAGGUCUUCUGUCAACCAAUAUUUGGAUUCGUAGAAAGUAAGAGUAAGGAAAAAUGGUCGGAUAGCAAAUUUGUAAAUGGAGAGCAUGCUAUAAAUAUUCCUCUAUGUGGAACCUUAUAUGUGAACUUCUUCAGGCUAGUGUCGAGAACAACAUAUGUUGCUGUCACUUCUCUCAUAGCUAUGAUGUUUCCAUUCUUCAAUGACUUCCUAGGCUUGAUUGGUUCAGUUUCCUUUUGGCCAUUAACGGUUUAUUUCCCCAUAGAGAUGUACAUUAAGCAGUCCAAGAUGCAAAGAUUUUCCUUCACAUGGACAUGGCUCAAGAUAUUGAGCUGGGCGUGCCUCAUCGUUUCUAUCAUCUCAGCUGCUGGUUCCAUCCAAGGCCUUGCUCAUGAUCUCAAAAAAUACCGGCCAUUCAAAGCUCAGCAAUAA
Lathyrus sativus (Indian pea) is the source of this 1434-nucleotide messenger RNA. NCBI's taxonomy places the organism in Eukaryota, Viridiplantae, Streptophyta, Magnoliopsida, Fabales, Fabaceae. The record is from the annotation of a GenBank genome assembly.